CAUUCGGAUUUGGGCAUGUCCUUGUUCUUCGUGCGUGCAGAGUCCAACAGCACGGCGACUGCGUGACCCACCCCCCUGCCUUCCUUCUCUCACCUUUACGACCCGUCAGCCAUGACGACCUUCUGCGUCGAACAGCGGGCUCCGCUGCAAUGCUGCAUCAACAGGACAGCUCCUAAGCUCAUCGUCUCAGCCAAAGCACAGAGCAAGAACUCGACUAUAUUCGGUCUUCCGGACGAUGUCAUACUGCUCAUAAUCAGCUUCGUGGACGUCAGAGAUAUCUUGUCGCUGCGCAAGACGUCCAAGCGGUUCUACUCCAUGACGAAACUGCGCUGGGUAUGGCAUGAUGCGAUGAAACGCCAUAUCAUAGACAGAGGACUACCAGUACCAGCUGCCGACAAGGACAUACAGAAGUUUUCUGCGGAACACCUCGAGGCGAGAGCUGUCCAUGCCGCCAGAUUUCAUGAGAACUGGUGUUCGCCAAAGCCGAAAGCACGACAGAGGAUAGAAUUCCAGGCGGACACUAUCCUGUGUAACGAGAAUCCAGAGCUCCACAAGACGACAGUCAGCAACGUUUCUUUCCUCUCUGGACAGAACGGAGAGUUCCUCGUGACAGCCGUGGAACGGGUUAUCACUUGCUGGGAAGUGCCUCUUGAUGGCAGCGGCACAUACCGGGUUGCAGAUUGGGUUUGCAGCAAGAAAGUGGAGCAGCUGAUCGUGAACGAAGACCCCAAGUCUGAAGCGGUCGUAACGUGUGUGAGCGCGAAUCGCGCAGUGGAUAGCGAAGUGGAAGUCUGCGCUCUUGCUCUCGACAAAUUCCACGGCUGCUUCAAGUUGCUCGCUCGACUGCGUGGCGAGAGGCAUUCUGUGAUGCCUCUGCAUGUCAUGCAUGGAGACUAUGUAGUAUUUGGCGACCCGCUGGCAGUGUGGUUUUACACUGAACCGGUCGAAGUGCGUAGCAUGGCCAAAGCGCACACUGUACCGUUGUUCGCUUUUCAGUCCGAUAAGGUUUUGACGGUCAAGAUCAUCAACCGCUACAUAGUAAUUGUUGGUGAAGUGUCGAUACGAAUCGACUACACACCUAGCUGGAAGAAUAAACGCACCAUGUAUGCAGCUGGAUGGGGUGCAUGCGUUCAUUUCGACUGUUCUGCGGUGGAAGCUGCGGUCGUCGUGAGGGAUGCUUGUGCCAUCCAUGACGAAAAACAGGAAUGGUCGACGGAGCCCGUCACGAUUCUCUUGCGGUGCGGUGGAGACGAUGUCGAUACCCUGCAGCAAGUCGACCUACUGCCUCUGUCCAAGGCAAUGCUGGAGCUGAGGGAAGAGAGGCGCCAGAAGGAUGGACGGUUGCAGCCUCCUUUCCAGUUUCCUCCGCAAUGGGCGAAUGCGGUUGUCGUGGCCCCGUCCUGCCGCGAUCUGUUCGUGAGCCCGAGUGGGAAGGGCUUCUGGAUGCAGACACGGAACGUUACCUCACGCCAUGCCGUACACCCUGCCCGCUGCCUGGUCGGAUUCCACAUCACUCCUGCAGCCUCGAAGCAGACGUCUCCUGUGACAAAGGGUCAUCCCGAUGGCGCGAAGGGUCAAGCUCUAUCGACGGAGCCUAUGCGAGGCAAUGAAUUGCAUGUCUCUAGCGACGUCCUCUACUCCCGUAGAUGCGAUAUGAGCGAGAUUAUUUGGAAGAGGUACUCCAUUAUCUCUGCAGCUCUGGAAGACACGGUGGGGCGCAUCGCAAUUGGGGACAGGAUGGGCAGGGUCGAGGUUCUGGACUUCGCCUAGCGGAUUGUUUGUUGUAUAUUUAGCAAGCACCCGCAGGUCGGGCUUGUGUGCAUCUGGCGGUAUUAGAUACUCGGCGGUAGUGUCUGGGAGAGCGUCCUGCAUCGUCCCCGCGCUGCUCUGUAAUAUAUGUUUUGGAGAACAAUAGCAAUGCCAGUUCUCUUGCGUCACAGUCUC
Messenger RNA from Laetiporus sulphureus 93-53, 1944 nucleotides. RefSeq lists its product as uncharacterized. Bases 112 to 1770 code for a protein of 552 amino acids. The transcript has 4 exons. The record is from RefSeq and is a predicted model, not a curated record. Gene Ontology annotation, molecular function: protein binding. NCBI's taxonomy places the organism in Eukaryota, Fungi, Basidiomycota, Agaricomycetes, Polyporales, Laetiporaceae.